Messenger RNA from Phytomonas sp. Hart1, 1956 nucleotides. Lineage: Eukaryota; Euglenozoa; Kinetoplastea; Trypanosomatida; Trypanosomatidae. The record is from the annotation of a GenBank genome assembly.
AUGAAUUCCGCACGGAAUUCAUUCGCCUCGCGUGCUCAUCUUAGCACUUUCCGCAGGCAAAUGCGAGGUGUGUUAUGUUCUCGUAAGCUAACCACAUUUCAACGAACCCUUUAUGCUAGCUUUUCUAUAUCAGCCUCUCUUCCUCUUCGUAAUAUUCCACUCAACUCAUGUAUGGGAAUCAAUCAAAUACUUUACUGCUCAAAUUCCACAGAAAAUCCAUCUAGUUGGUGGAUGCGUACCUACCACAGUGCGUUUUUUGAGCAAAAUAAACAUAUUGAUGACGGAAAUAAAGAAAAGGAGGAAUGCAGCUGUAAAAAUAUGGAAGACCUCCUUCCAACGGAAAACCAGGAAAUAAUAAAAGUUAUCCGAAGUAUUUGUACAUCACUUUCCUCCCUUCUUUUAGAAAGCUCUGAAACGGCAACCAGCGCCACGGCGUUAAAUUCGUCUUCUAAUAUAGAAUUUAUACAAGAAAUACAAGCAGUAUUGCUUUUUUUAAUCCACCAUCGGCUGCGGUAUUUUAUGAUUCCAUCAGAACAUAAAAGCAAAAAGGAAGAAGAAAAGGGAAGAAUGGAUGACCUUUACGGAAAAAUAAAUAAAGACAAACCACAUAUUGAUUCAGAAGAAAUAAGGAAUGCAUCUUACACUUUUCAAGACCCAGCGUGGGCUCUCAAGCUAUCGGAAGUAAAUAAUACGAACGAAAAGGCAUUUGUCAGACUGCAGCGUGAGGAUCAUGAGCGGCUGGAUGAUUUAACCACUCCAGUUGAUUCAGUAGCAUUAUUAAAUAUUAUAAAUCUUGUCGAAGUGAUUAACUCAAUUUUGGAUUUACCUUUAGUGCCAAUUACAAUGCUCUAUAGUACACAAAGCAUACUCUACGAACUCUUGUUGUCAGCACUGAGUGUGGUGGAACAGCUGCCAAGCUCUACAAUUGCAGUGAUAGCAACUUGCAUGGCAAAAUGUGCAGAAGGUUACUCCUUGAGGCUUCAUUUAGAAUCUUUUUCAGCUACUAAUAGAAUACAAAUCUCUUGGGAUGAGGAGAAAAUUUAUUCUAAUAAGAGUAUGAAGCAUAUUUUGCAUGCUUAUCUUGAUCAAGAUGCGCUUUUAGCUACUCAGGCGGAACAAGUGACUAAAUAUCUCGCUGACUUCCAGCCGGGGGUGAACCCAGUGAUGGUGAUUUCUCACCUCAACAUAUUGUGCAGUGUAGUGCGGAACAGAAUAGAGGAUUCUAUCACCUUAGAGUACUCCAAAUGGAAAAAAGACUCGAUCUCAAGCGUCCAAAACAAGAAGUAUGAAGAUACCCCAGAUGAAAAUGCAAAAUAUUUAAGGAAAAAAGAAUUUUGGGAUCGUGUGAGCGUCUCUUCAGCUUCGGAUACCCCGCUAGUUGAAAAUAUAGAGCGCAGGCAAUGUGCGGAGGAAGCAAAGCUAAGCUUACUUUGCCUUGAAGAACGCAAGAAAAAAAAAACAGAAGGAACUUCAACAUGGCGUAGACGAGCUGUUGGCAACUUUAUCCAUGAAAAAGGAAAAUCUUCUUCGAGCAAUCCGUAUGAUCACGCUAUUUCAGAAGGUUCAACUAUAGUAAAUAACUUUGUGGGUUUAAAUCCGAUGGAAUCAAGCAAAUCAAACGAGCUACGUGAAAUAACUUUAAGCGAGGUAGCUGAAAUCAGCUCCGCAAUGGGUUUUUUGCGACAUACAGAUGCAAGUUAUUGGAAUUACGCUACAUGGUUCACUUGUUUGAAGCUCACCUGCAUUGAAAUGGAGGACUUCAACGGGGAUAAUGAUAGUAGGGGUUUGAAUUUAGUAUUUAAGGAAAUCCGUAAUAUUGCUUAUGCCUUAGAUUACGUUCGUCAAGCCAAAAACUACACCCGUCUCAUGGAUGAGUUAGUGCGAAUGAAGUUUAUCACAGAACCCGUACCAUCACCUUCGAUAAAAGUUCAGGCAAUGCAAAGUGGUGUUCAAUAA